Messenger RNA from Pestalotiopsis fici W106-1, 1923 nucleotides. RefSeq lists its product as uncharacterized. The transcript has 4 exons. The record is from RefSeq and is a predicted model, not a curated record. The coding region runs from base 1 to 1923 and encodes 640 amino acids. Gene Ontology annotation, biological process: DNA-templated transcription; positive regulation of transcription by RNA polymerase II. NCBI's taxonomy places the organism in Eukaryota, Fungi, Ascomycota, Sordariomycetes, Amphisphaeriales, Sporocadaceae. Gene Ontology annotation, molecular function: DNA-binding transcription factor activity, RNA polymerase II-specific; sequence-specific DNA binding; zinc ion binding.
AUGGCGAUCAGGCCUGUACUCUGUGCCAAACUGCUGGUGUUGAUGUCAAGAAGUCACUUGCUAACCUUGGAGGAACGUGUCACGCAACAACAACUUCACUUGGAGAGGCUACAAUUUCUCUUGGAGAAGAACAACAUUCCGCAUGACAAUCAGACAUUGAUCUCAGAAACAGGCCGAGAAGUCUCAAGACAGAUUAGAGCCCAAGCUUCGGUGCAUCCUCCUCAAGACACGCCUUUGGGAGAUGCUGGCCCGGAUGCUGGGCACCCUGGGCCAUAUGCCGCAGCAACUCAGGCCAUGCUCGACAGGAUUCUAGAUCUUACCCAACGCCGUGCUGUGGAGGAACCGCCAUUUUCUCAGAUUCUCUUGAGACGAUUCAUCAGCGCCAAGAGCAGUCCGCAGGUGGCAAGUCCCAUCUCGCCAGAAUCAAUCUUGACCAGAAAGCGUCUUCUGCCCGACCUGAUGCAUGACUUGGUUACCACGAAAGUUUCACUGCCUAGUAGCAGAGAAGCAGCUGAUAGUCUGGCUGAUGCCUACUUUCAAUUCGCCAAUACAGGCCUGCCCUUGCUUCACGAAACGUCCUUUCGACAAAAACUAGAUUUCGUCUACGCAUCACCAGAGCUCGUUGACUUGGGGAGCGAGCACUGCGAUAAUGAUUUCAAGUUGGCCGUCUUCUUUGUAUUUGCAGUGUUUGCCGUGGCCAUUGUCAUUAGGCAAAAACGAGACCCCUUUGGCAUUCCAAUUACUUUGGCUGAUCGCUAUCACAAAAUGGCGCUUCAGUUCUUGGACGACGCAGUUGUGCCCAAUGACUACAUCGGUGUACAGGCGCUUCUUCUCAUUGCCAUGUACUCAUAUCAUCAUCCUACGACAUGGGAUGUGUGGAAGCCAGUCGGGGCAGCGCUACGCCUAGCGAUUGAGCUGGGCCUUCACAAGGACCAAGAGACAACAGAAUUCGACGCAUUGAUCCUCGACACCAAGAGGCGCGUGUUUUGGGUUGCGUAUGCAAUGGACAGAAGCGUUGCAAUCGCCAUAAACAUGCCGCUGGGUAUAUCGGAUGGAUCCAUAACGACCAAGUUUCCUAAUGAGGUGGACGACGAAUUCAUAAAGCACAGCGGAAUCAAUGCCCCCGAAGACGGCCGAUUCUGGAGCAAAAGCCUCAGCAUUCACCUGUUCCGCUAUCGCCAAUUACAGUCAGAAAUUCAAAACAUCUUGUGCGAGAAGCCAUGGCCGGUCAAUUCAACCCUUGAUUUGGACCGUUGGCAGCACCAAAUGCACGCCCGCUUGUGGGCGUGGUACAAGAAAUGCCCUGGUGGCAGCAACCUGAACGAUGAUCAACGGAUCAAUCUUGAAAACUUCGAAUUGUCACUAUAUCGGGCACUAUUGUUUCUUUACAGUCCCUCGCCCAAUAUCUCAGAGCCGUCAGAUGCGGCCCUCGUCGCACUUUCCGAGGUCGCAACCAACCUGGUUCAGAUAUACUCGCGAUCCUUUCGCGAAUACAAACUAACGAUUCUGUGGCAAGCCGUGGAGAACCUGAGCUCCGCAGGGACAAGUCUCCUCUACAGCUAUACACACUCCGCUUCAGUACGUCAGCGAGUUGCGAUCAAGAGACUCGAAUCUCUGGUACAUACAUGCUCUUCUGUGCUAUGGGGCAUGGUGGAGCAUUUUCCAGCGUUCAAGGGCAAGCGUGACGCCUUUGAUAUCUUGGCGUCUGCCACCAUGGCAGAUAUCACUGCUAACGCCGAGAAGGAGAAUUCAUCAUUCGGAUGGCCACGGGACGGAAAUCAAGACAUGUUUGGUGGCAGAGAUGACGUUGGUAUGUUUAUGGAUGAUGAAUAUCUUGAGAAUGGGUUUUUUGAGAUGCGUGCAGAAGAGUUUCAUGACCGCCCUACACCAUUUUCAACUUCCGAGCAGCAACGAAUGAUAUGA